CGUUUUUUUUUUUUUCUUGUUCUUUAUUGUAAUAUGGUCCAAGAUACUUCAUCAGUUAUCAUUGUUAGACAAGCUACUUUGGCAGAUCUUGAAAUCAAGGAAGAUAUUCAAAAGAUCAUUAACGGUGCAUAUCGUUCAAAAGGCGGUUGGACAGAUGAAAGUGCAUUAGUAAAUGGUCAAAGAGCAACAUUAGAAGAUAUGGAAACACAUAUUAAGGAUACUGUCAAUGUAUUAUUUUUGGCAUUUGAAAAAAAAGCGGGUGAAGACCAAAUGACUGUGGUGGGAACGGUACAAAUCCAACCGGAUGGACCUGAUGAAGCUGAAAUCGGAUUACUCUCAGUUGAUCAAUCAUUACAAUCUCGUGGUAUCGGUGGUCGUUUGGUGCGUACUGCUAUGGAUGAAAUGAAAAUACGUGGAUACAAAAGAGCCGUGAUUCAUGUCUUGGAUGUUCGAACAGAAAUUUUGGCUUGGUAUAGAAAACUUGGAUUUGUUGAAACUGGUGAACGUACUCCUUUUGUUUGGCCUGAAUUACUGAAGGUCAAAUCUCUCGAAUUUUUGGUGUUGAAGAAAUCUUUAAUAUGAUGCCCAUUAGAUUAGAUUCUCAACACCAACAUAUACAUACUCCCUUUUUAUUUCUAUUUUUUUUUUUUUUUUACUUACAUUGUACCUAUCUUACCCUUCUCUCUUUUUAUUAGUGAC
Halteromyces radiatus is the source of this 699-nucleotide messenger RNA. Its product is annotated as acyl-CoA N-acyltransferase. The record is from RefSeq and is a predicted model, not a curated record. Bases 34 to 582 code for a protein of 182 amino acids. NCBI's taxonomy places the organism in Eukaryota, Fungi, Mucoromycota, Mucoromycetes, Mucorales, Cunninghamellaceae. Gene Ontology annotation, molecular function: N-acetyltransferase activity. The transcript is spliced from 2 exons.